This is a messenger RNA of Galdieria sulphuraria, 1385 nucleotides long. RefSeq names its product glycoprotein 3-alpha-L-fucosyltransferase. The transcript has a single exon. Bases 22 to 1170 code for a protein of 382 amino acids. The record is from RefSeq and is a predicted model, not a curated record. Gene Ontology annotation, cellular component: membrane. NCBI's taxonomy places the organism in Eukaryota, Rhodophyta, Bangiophyceae, Galdieriales, Galdieriaceae. Gene Ontology annotation, molecular function: alpha-(1->3)-fucosyltransferase activity.
UGCAUCAAUGAAGCCUUUGGUAUGACUUGCUUUUUCAAUUGUUUUCUUCAAGUUUUUCGACAAGGGUUGUCUUUCCGUGGAAGAAGAAAACUGCGUUACGUUGUAGCGUUGUUGGCAGUAUUCUUAGUCCUCAAGUACAGUUUCUUGCUGCUAUUAGGAAAAGCAUCGGUACAAAAGGUUGAGACAACCGGAGCCAACUCACACAAUGUUAUUGCCAACGCUUCUUAUGUUUCGUACAACUCGAAGAAAGUAGUUGUUGUUGCUUAUUGCAAAGAAGACUGGGCUUAUAAAGGUCUAUUUGAACUUUUCAAUGUUUCUCACAAGUGGUGGUAUUUUGUAUUAAAAGAGGAGCCAGAGAGAGCAGACGUGAUUGCUCACUCUCCAUGGGGUACUUGUUCUGGAAAAUAUCCAAACGCGACGAAAAUAUUUAUUGAUAUGGAACCCAACGCACAUAGAGGCAGUGAACACUCCAUAACAGUCAGUACUGUGAAACCUGCUGAGUCUUCUUCUAAUGUUCUCUAUAUACCUUAUGCCUUGUGGUCCUUUGCUGAACGAAAAGCAGCGGUUACUACAGACCUAUUGAGAAAUUUGUCCUAUUCGGAAGCGGAGAAGAAGUGGAAAGCAAAAAGCUGGUUUGCCGCUUUUGCUGCAAGGUACUGUUCAAGAGACAACAAACUAGGCGAAACAAGGACACAAUUUUUUGAUAUUCUUUCAACCAAGUAUAAACCUGUACAUGCGUUGGGUAAUUGUCGUCAUAAUAUGGACCCACCCAGUAGAGUCGAUCCACCGUAUGAUAACAAUAGGGAUAUGGUUAUUCAGUGGUAUCGUCCAUAUAAAUUCUCCUUUUGCUUUGAAAAUUCGCAGUUAACUGGAUACAUUACGGAAAAACUUUUCAAUAGUUUUCUAGCUGAUACUAUUCCAAUCUAUUGGGGUGCUCCUAAUAUUGACGAACUUGUGAAUACGAAUGCUAUCAUCGUUUGUAACGAAGAAAACAAUACAUUCGAGUCUUGCAUCAAACAAAUAAUUGCCUUGGAUUCAAACUCAACCUUAUGGAUACAAAAGUUACAAACUCCAUUGUUUAAGGGUGGCGCACUUCCUUCUUGGCUAUUAUGGAGAACUUAUUCAGAACAGUUAUUAUCAAUGCUUGCAAAGUUUCUUGACGAAAAAUGAAGUAAUAUUCUCCAGAAAUGGAUCAUUUGAAGCCAAUUGGUGUUAUCGAAACAUUUGAUAAGUUUGAAUUUUCAUUCUUUGUUUUUGCAUCACUUGGAAUUGUAUGAUGCAAGUUGAAAUUGUGUAACCUUUCGUUAUAGAAGUAGCUUGUAAUGUUGUAAAACAAGUCUAUUGUAAAUUUCUGAAACACCAUAUAUUAGUAUCACAAUAUUUUU